Molecule: messenger RNA, 1704 nt
Organism: Cyphellophora europaea CBS 101466
Lineage: Eukaryota; Fungi; Ascomycota; Eurotiomycetes; Chaetothyriales; Cyphellophoraceae
Exons: 2
Coding region: 1-1704 (567 amino acids)
Molecular function (GO): metal ion binding
Source: RefSeq, a predicted model, not a curated record
AUGUCAACCUCUGAUCCCGAAUCUUCGUUGUCCGGGGUGGCUUCCGUAAACCCACCCAUGCAUCCGGCUCUGCCUGACAGAAGUCCAGCCCGUCCCAACCAUCCUUCCUAUCCCAGGAGACAGAGCAGUCUCACGGAUGCCAGAUAUCCAGAUCAUCUCACUGGAUCCUCUUCGAUCAACCCGCAGUCCGUCACUGGUCGAGACGGAUCAACACCACAUUUGCCACCUUCCAUUGAUGCACAGGCGCGGCGAGACAUCAUCACCGCCAUGGACAGAAAGAGAAGGCUUACUAAUUCCGCCCAAGAUCAUGGAAGAAGGCGCCAGAUGCCCAUGGGUCUAGCUGACCGGGCGGUGCAGGAGUUACUUGAUUCGGACGAAGAGUCACCAUUUGCAGAGCGCCCCUCGGCGAACAGACACGGAGAGCAGCGUGAGGUGGUAGAUUUGACUGGAUCUUCUCCACCGCUAAAUGCUCCUCCGCAUCCUCCUCCUCAGGAAAGCAGGACGUCAUCUACCAACUCUAGGAGAUAUGUCGUACCGCACUGGCAACCUGACUCAGAGGUCUCCGAAUGUCCAAUCUGUUGGAGGCCAUUUACAUGGUUGUUCCGGCGUCAUCACUGUCGAAAAUGUGGUAGAGUAGUCUGCAAUGAGUGUUCGCCCCAUCGAAUCACCAUACCACGACAAUAUAUUGUCAAUCCACCAAGCCCCGAAGAGUCUGCAUCACCCACGGCUACUGAGGGAUAUAGGGUCGAGACCAUCGAUUUGACGGGCGAUGAUGAAGAUGGAGAUGGUCGGUUUGCGCGGAGACAUCUAGAAGGCGGUGAAAAGGUUCGCCUGUGCAAUCCCUGUGUGCCAGAUCCUCAACCAGACCCGCUGCCCAACUUACCUUCAACGGAGAAUCUUGAUCCAGAUCCUCGACCAACUGGUUCUCUCACCUCAAUGUUUCAAGGACCAAGAAGACCAUCGCAUACUGGGCCUGUCCGUCCUCCCAACCGCCAUCGUACGGGAACACUGCCAACGUUAAGCCCCAUGCCCACUGCAAACACGCCUACGUUUGGAUCAUUCACUGGUCGUCCGAGACCGUCAUCCAUGGUUGGUCCAUCAGCGAUGUUCCCACCUGGGUAUGAUCCGAGGUUUGGCCCACAUAAUAACCCACUUCCUCCUCUACCCUCUGGCAGCUCACAUUCUUCGAUGUAUGGUCAUGGACGAUAUGCAUCGCUAGAUUCACGAAAUCGAAUCGCGCCCGAGCCUUAUAGACGGUCUCGUGGUAAUUCUAUGUUUGACCAGCACCUGCGUGAUCUUGGGACUACGCCACCAGCGCCCCGACAUACACGGCCUCGUCUGAACGAAGCAGAUAUUUGUCCUAUCUGCCGACGAGCCCUUCCUCCAGCUGGCCUGGAUGGAGAUGAGAGCGAACGGGAGGCGCAUAUCAUCAACUGCAUCAGUGCCCGCGAUCACUCGUCUGGCGAAGGAAGUUCUUCACGGCCCAAUGCAGUGCACAUGAUAUCUUUUGUUGCGUCGGAAAAAGACUGCCUGGGAGGAGAUGGUAACGCACAAGAGUGUUCGAUCUGUAUGGUCGAGUACGAUCCAGGAGAUGAAUUAGCACGGCUGGAGUGCUUCUGCAAAUUUCACAAGGAGUGUAUUGUGUCAUGGCUGAACAGAAAGGCCGAAUGUCCAGUUCACAAGGCGUCGAAUAUGCAUUUCUAG